AUUUCAAGUAAUAAGUAUUCAAGCAAGGAAUUAAACACACCACCGUCUCAGAACAAUAAUUAUAAUGUCCGGCGGUGCCAAAGGCCCCAUGAAGGGGCGUCUUUGGCCACAAAUGCCCAUUACUGCAGCAUUCGCCAUUAUUCUCAUUUCCUACAAUGUGGCUGCUGCAGAUCCUUACAUCUAUAAUUCUCCACCUCCACCACCUUAUGAAUACAAGUCUCCUCCGCCACCCUCACCUUCACCUCCACCUCCAACUUACUACUACAAAUCUCCCCCACCACCCUCACCCUCUCCGCCGCCACCCUACUACUACAAGUCUCCUCCUCCUCCAGAAAAAUCCCCGCCACCUUACUAUUACAAAUCCCCACCACCACCUUCACCAUCUCCUCCCCCACCUUACUAUUAUAAGUCUCCACCCCCACCUAAGGAGCCUUACUACUACAAGUCUCCACCACCUCCAUCACCAUCUCCUCCACCGCCAUACUACUACAAGUCUCCACCACCUCCGUCACCAUCUCCUCCACCGCCAUACUACUACAAAUCUCCUCCUCCUCCAUCUCCAUCUCCUCCACCCCCAUACUACUACAAGUCACCUCCUCCUCCAUCUCCAUCGCCGCCUGCACCUUACUAUUACAAAUCUCCACCACCACCUUCACCAUCUCCUCCUCCGCCUUACUACUAUAAGUCACCUCCUCCUCCAUCUCCUGUGCCUCAUCCACCUUACUAUUACAAAUCUCCACCGCCACCUUCACCAUCUCCUCCUCCGCCUUACUACUAUAAAUCACCUCCUCCCCCAUCUCCUGUGCCUCAUCCACCUUACUACUACAAGUCCCCGCCACCACCAGUGAAAUCUCCACCUUACUACUACAAUUCUCCUCCUCCACCAGUUGUAUAUCACCACCACCCCCAUCACCAGCUGGUCGUUAAGGUUGUAGGUAAAGUCUAUUUCUACAAAUGUUAUGACUGGGCAUACCCCGAAAAAUCUCAUAACAAGAAACACCUCAAAGGAGCUGUUGUGGAAGUGACAUGCGAAGUAGGAAGUAAAACCAUAAAGGCAUAUGGUACAACAAAGAUCAAUGGAAAAUACAGUAUUACUGUGAAGGACUUUGAUUAUGUCAAAUAUGGAUCUGCAGUGUGCAAGGCUAAGCUCCAUGCUCCUCCUAAGGAUUCACCCUACAACAUCCCUACCUUGUUGAAUGAUGGAACUCACUUGUUUUUGAAGUCUGAGAACAAAUAUGAAGUUGUCCUCAAGGCUAAGCCAUUUGCUUAUGUUUCAAAGAAGUCAGAUGAAGAAUGUGAAAAACACAAUCACCACCACAAUCACAAACCUUCACCUACUCCAUAUUAUUACAACUCACCACCUCCUCCAUCAUCACCCACUUAUGUAUAUAAGUCUCCACCACCAUCACCAUAUUAUUACAAAUCUCCACCUCCACCAUCACCCACUUACAUAUAUAAGUCUCCUCCUCCACCUGCAUAUUAUUACAAGUCACCUCCUCCACCAUCACCAGUAUAUGUGUAUAAGUCUCCACCUCCACCAGCAUAUUAUUACAAAUCUCCACCCCCACCAUCACCUACUUAUGUCUAUAAGUCUCCACCUCCUCCUCCAUACUACUACAAGUCUCCACCCCCACCAUCACCAUCUCCUCCACCGCCUUACUAUUACAAAUCUCCUCCCCCACCCAAAGAGUUGCCACACCCUACUCCUUACUAUUAUAAAUCACCACCUCCACCAUCUCCAUCGCCACCACCUCCUUACUACUACAAGUCACCUCCACCACCAUCACCUUCUCCUCCUCCUCCAUACUACUACAAAUCCCCUCCCCCACCUAAAGAAUUGCCACACCCUACUCCUUACUACUAUAAAUCACCGCCUCCACCAUCUCCAUCACCACCACCUCCUUACUACUACAAGUCACCUCCACCACCAUCACCUUCCCCUCCUCCUCCAUACUACUACAAAUCCCCUCCACCACCGUCUCCAUCGCCUCCUCCUCCAUACUACUACAAGUCUCCUCCUCCUCCAGAAAAAUCGCCAGAACAUCCUCCUUACUACUACAAAUCUCCUCCUCCACCAUCACCAUCACCUCCUCCUCCAUACUACUACAAGAGUCCUCCACCACCAUCCCCAUCACCACCACCCACUUACUACUACAAAUCACCACCUCCACCAUCACCUUCACCACCGCCUCCUUACUAUUACAAGUCACCUCCACCACCAUCUCCAUCACCACCUCCUCCUUAUUAUUACAAAUCUCCUCCACCUCCCUCGCCUUCUCCACCACCUCCUUACUACUACAAGAGUCCUCCUCCACCAUCUCCCUCUCCUCCUCCUCCCUACUACUACAAAUCUCCUCCACCACCAUCACCGUCUCCCCCACCACCUUACCAUUACGUAAGCCCUCCUCCACCAUCCCCAUCUCCACCACCACCAUAUCACUAUACCUCACCACCUCCUCCAUCCCCAACUCCUACUCCCACAUACACUUACAAGUCUCCUCCGCCACCGGCGUACAUCUAUGCUUCCCCACCACCACCAAUCUACAAGUGAGGUUAGAAUGCAGAAACACAAAUCGUGAUAAGUCAUGGUCUAGUGGAAUAAAGUCUUUUAUUUGGAGCAAAGUAAAACAUUAUUCAUAUCCAAGUUCUUUGAAUAACAUAAUUUCUCUAAGCUACAAGGUUCGCUAUUUGGGUGAGGCUGCUGCUUCUGUUUCUUGGACAGCAAUCUUACAUGUCCUGUGCUUAAUAAGUUCAAGAAAAAUCGGCAACAAGCCCCAUCAGAUUUGAAACGUAGAAGCCAAGUCAAGGAGAGAUAUAUAUUUCUUAUUUGUUUAUAUGCAUAAAUUAAUAUUAUCAUUUGUACGUUCUUUGUAUGUUUAUUUCCAAUUAUUGUGCCAUUUUUUAUUAAUUGUAUCUUCUUACGCGUUUGCAAUAAGAGUAAUCAUAAUAGAGGAAUGCUAGGGGGCCAGCAACAUUUGGGAUUUAUAGCCAUCAAAUAGCCAUCAAUGAGGCUUUUAAUGGUGUGAGAUUAAUGUGAGAUUUCAUCCAAUGGCUCACUCUUCUUUGAUGGUUACAUGCUGGCCAGAAUUUAAUAAAAUUGCUGGCCCUUAGACUUUUCCAUCAUAAUAUAUAUUACUUAGUCUGCACCGUUUUAAUUCUUGGUUAAUUUCUUCCCUAAUAAGCAAAGCAUAUGGUAAUAUUUUAUCAUUUCGAAAAGAGAAAGUCUAUCAGCCAA
This is a messenger RNA of Arachis ipaensis, 3235 nucleotides long. RefSeq lists its product as uncharacterized. Lineage: Eukaryota; Viridiplantae; Streptophyta; Magnoliopsida; Fabales; Fabaceae. Gene Ontology annotation, molecular function: structural constituent of cell wall. Gene Ontology annotation, biological process: plant-type cell wall organization. The record is from RefSeq and is a predicted model, not a curated record.